ACACGGUUUUGAUAAAUAUUAAAUACAAUUUUUAGUGCCACCACUCGCUCGAAGAUCUCUGUCGCUUUUGACAGUCGCCCAAGGACCCUUUGUCUGCGCAUGCGCACAUCAUCUCACGUCAUCCGGCGAGAAGAGACGAUCAGUUAAAAAAAACUUACCACGGGGAAGUCGUAAUUCUCCUCGCACGCACAAAAGAAGCCCUUUUUUUCCUGUUUUUGGGGUUUGUUUUUGAUGUUCUUUGUGAACAUCAGCGGGUCGUCUGACGAUAUGAGUUAGCUUAUCUUGACAGGUAAUUUUGCUGGCAUUGCCUCGGUGAAAAUGGAGCGGGAGUUUGAGGACAUUGAAUCGGAGGGCCGGUGGCACAAAUUGUACAUGGAGAUCCGAAGUCAGUCCCACGAGUGCUCCUACAAAGUGGCCAAGUAUCCCGAGAACCGGAGCCGCAACAGAUACAGAGAUGUCAGCCCGUUCGAUCACAGUCGAGUGAAGCUGAAGAGCGCCGACAACGACUACAUCAACGCCAGCCUGGUGGUGAUGGAGGAAGCGCAGAGAUGUUACAUAUUGACUCAGGGUCCCCUCAGGAACACGUGUGGCCACUUCUGGCUCAUGAUCUGGGAACAAAAGACCAAAGCCAUCGUCAUGCUCAAUAGGGUGAUUGAGAAAGGCUUGGAAAAGUGCGCUCAGUACUGGCCCGUGGCCGAGGAGCGCGAGAUGGCAUUCAGGGACACGCGCUUUCUCGUCACACUGCUGUCGGAAGACGUGAAGUCUUACUACACCACCAGAGCGUUGGAGCUGCAGAACAUGAGUACUGGGGAGAAGCGGGAGAUCCACCACUUUCACUACACAACAUGGCCCGACUUCGGUGUGCCCGAGUCGCCGGCGUCCUUCCUCAAAUUCCUGCUGAAGGUGCGCGAGUCCGGGGCGCUGGGCACCGACCACGGCCCCGCCGUGGUGCACUGCAGCGCCGGCAUCGGACGCUCGGGGACCUUCUCGCUGGUGGACACGUGUCUCGUGCUGAUGGACAGAAGGAAAGAAGAGUCGCCGUUGGACAUCCGGAGGAUCCUGUUGGACAUGCGAAAGUACCGCAUGGGUCUCAUCCAGACGCCCGACCAGCUGCGCUUCUCCUUCAUGUCCGUCCUCGAAGGAGCCAAGUGCAUCUUGGGGGACUCGUCGCUGCAGACUCAGCGCCGGCAAGACCAGGAGCCCACUGCUGACUCGCCGGAGAGAUGCAACGGCGGCCAGCAAGCAGGACCGACCGGCGAGGAAAACGACGACAAACAUGACAGCGAGAGGCCAAGCCAGUCGCCAGAGCAGGACAACAGCACCACGCACAAACGACGUCGGGACGAGAGUUUCUCCACAGGCCAAAGCCAGAGGACCGAUGCUGCCGACAAGAAGCGGAAAAGAUCAAAGAGCAGCGACUCCUGACCGGGCACCACCAACCUGAGGCUGCGUUCGACAGCAGCUACAACAACAACAAAUCGUCAGGGAAAACACCAAACUCUCUGUUCUGCUUCUUCUUCGCCAGCACCUUCUGUUCCUCUUCCUCUGCAAACUGUUUACAGCACCUACUAAAAAA
Messenger RNA from Hippocampus comes (tiger tail seahorse), 1576 nucleotides. Its product is annotated as tyrosine-protein phosphatase non-receptor type 2-like. Gene Ontology annotation, biological process: negative regulation of ERK1 and ERK2 cascade; peptidyl-tyrosine dephosphorylation; negative regulation of receptor signaling pathway via JAK-STAT. Gene Ontology annotation, molecular function: non-membrane spanning protein tyrosine phosphatase activity; protein kinase binding. Lineage: Eukaryota; Metazoa; Chordata; Actinopteri; Syngnathiformes; Syngnathidae. The transcript has 10 exons. The record is from RefSeq and is a predicted model, not a curated record. Gene Ontology annotation, cellular component: cytoplasm; nucleus. The coding region runs from base 319 to 1425 and encodes 368 amino acids.